Molecule: messenger RNA, 2541 nt
Organism: Anoplopoma fimbria (sablefish)
Lineage: Eukaryota; Metazoa; Chordata; Actinopteri; Perciformes; Anoplopomatidae
Gene: arl8bb
Product: ADP-ribosylation factor-like 8Bb
Exons: 7
Coding region: 43-699 (218 amino acids)
Biological process (GO): anterograde axonal transport; protein transport
Cellular component (GO): lysosomal membrane
Molecular function (GO): GTP binding; GTPase activity
Source: RefSeq, a predicted model, not a curated record
UCGUCCACGCGCAGGGACCAGCAACACAGCGGAUCACAUGAUAUGACAAAGCAGCUAAGCUACUUCCUGUGUAGACCGCUGCUAGCCUGCUCACAUCCAGACGACCUGCAGAGCACCGAGACCACCUUAUCAUCCGAGAUGCUGGCCCUCAUUAACAGGCUCCUGGACUGGUUCAGGUCCAUCUUUUGGAAGGAGGAGAUGGAGCUUACAUUGGUGGGACUUCAGUACUCCGGAAAAACCACAUUCGUCAACGUGAUCGCAUCAGGCCAGUUCAGUGAAGACAUGAUUCCCACAGUCGGCUUCAACAUGCGGAAGGUCACUAAAGGCAAUGUGACAAUAAAGAUAUGGGACAUAGGGGGACAGCCUCGCUUCAGAAGCAUGUGGGAGCGCUAUUGUAGAGGAGUCAAUGCUAUUGUUUACAUGGUGGAUGCAGCAGACCGAGAGAAGAUAGAAGCUUCCAGAAAUGAACUGCACAACCUUUUAGACAAACCACAGCUACAAGGAAUUCCAGUUCUAGUACUGGGCAACAAACGAGACCUACCCAACGCACUUGAUGAGAAGCAGCUCAUUGAAAAAAUGAAUCUAUCUGGCAUUCAGGACAGAGAGAUCUGCUGCUAUUCUGUCUCCUGCAAAGAGAAAGACAAUAUAGAUAUCACGCUGCAGUGGCUCAUCCAGCAUUCAAAGUCACGGAGAAGCUGAAUAUGAAGCCGUUCCCAGUCGCAGCUCUGGCCUCAGCCCCCUAAUGGUCAUGGGACCUCGACAGCCAUCCUCUCCACUGCCUCUGUGAAGUAUUCCAGCUAUCUGCUCACUACCGUCACCACCUGCACCACCCAGUACACUACCAUAGAUGUGUAGCCCCCCUGUACAGCACUACCGCCAGCCCCAACUAUCCGGAGUCUUGAAGCACUUUGCUAGAAGGUGGACCGUCCUUACCCAUCAUGCCUUAUUGCUGGUCAUUAUGAACAUGAUCUGUGUCUGAGUUUCCUUUUUUUCUUUCUUUUUUGUUUUUUGUUUUAUGGUUUCUGCUCCCUUCAACACAAGAAUCUAGUGAUGUUACGCUGUGUUCUCCCCCCAGCCAAACUAGGAUGGACCUCCUUCUAAUCCCACAUGUAGACAUCCGUUCUGUUGCUGUCAACAUUUGGUGUUUACAUGACGAGGUUGCGAUUGUAGUUUUUAACAGUUAUUUGCCAAAUGACGAUGGUAGCUUGUGCUAAUACCUUGCAUUUUAUUUGCUGGUGUGAGGAAGGAUCUAUUUUAUUAAGUGACUUAAGUCAAAGUUUACACAUAACAUGAAGAUGAAUAGAAGGUAAGACUGUAAGUGUUUGUUUUGCCUGAGAUAAAAUCCUUAGAUAGGUCAGCAGAGUUUAAAGUGCCUUCGAUUAAGGGAGCGUUCCAAUCGGACAGUUAUUGCCCAAUGCCACUUCUAACCCACUAAUAUAAUAAACACUUGGUCCAGACGCAGCAUAAAUCCCCUGAUUACACUUAACCUCACCACUCGAACAAUCAAAUUUUAAUGUUUUGUAAUCGCAUUACGAUGUCUGAGGAAAAAGACAGUGCUGUACUUAAAAUGAAAAUAAUGAGGACUGAAGUAAUGGUUAAUGCGAGGUGAAUGAGAAAAUGUUACAUUAGUUUUCCAGUUGAUUGUUUAUUUGAAUGCUGUUUCACCUGUAGCCUGUGACACUUUAAUGUAGCUCCAAAUGUGGGCUAACUCUUUCUUGCAGUUCUCAGGUUGUUAAAGGGUUUUAAAGAAAAUUGUCUGAAAACAGUUAUGGGUGUACCCAAAGUAUCUGUUUGAUAAUCCCUGUUUUGUUUGGGUUGGAUGACAGAAAGCCAGUGUUAGUCAUGAUGACUAGAGCUUUCGGAGAAUAGAAGACAAUCCGUUAGAUGAAAGGGUCGGAUGCUUGAUGUCAGAAAUGCGUUGCCAGUUGCCACACCCUUGUCUGAGCCCUGAUGUCUUUUUGUGGAAGCCUUAGCAAAAAAAAAAGCCAUUUAUUAAUUGCCAUGUAAUUUCCUUUUAGCGACAAGAAUUAUUCCUCACAGGUCCGAUCACUAUAUAUUAUUCAUCCCUUGCUUGGCCAGUGCAUCUUGAUCAAUUUAGGAAUUGUAUUUUUUUCUGUGUGAGUGUUUCUGAUAACUGCUUCAAUGCUCUACGUAGACCUAUAUGGCUUUUUGCAUUUCACUGUAAUUUUUUUCUACAAAUCAAUCACACGCAACACAUGAUGUUCUGCAUCUGUCUGUGAUCAUGGUAACCCUAAAUGUCGGAUCGUUGGGACCACGGCAACAGUGAGGGGCUUUAAAAUGUAGGUGACUGUGUGGGUAAUUUUGGGGAAACCGCUUUUGUUACCUGUGUAAUAAUAUAAUAUAAUAUAAUAUAGCCUAUUUGCAAUUUGUAUGUGCAUGUGCUGAACUUAUUCACAUUCAAUUGCAGACUUUGUAAAUAAGAUUUAGCAUUUUUAUUCCAACAAAUGCUCCUGUAGAUGUCAUGCAUUCUUUUUUUUCCCCCCUGUGAUUGCUAAUAAAUUUGUUUUUAUUUUUAAGGUU